Phyllopteryx taeniolatus (common seadragon) is the source of this 4093-nucleotide messenger RNA. RefSeq names its product SLIT and NTRK-like family, member 2 (gene slitrk2). Gene Ontology annotation, cellular component: glutamatergic synapse; membrane. Gene Ontology annotation, biological process: axonogenesis; positive regulation of synapse assembly; regulation of presynapse assembly. The record is from RefSeq and is a predicted model, not a curated record. Gene Ontology annotation, molecular function: protein binding. The transcript is spliced from 2 exons. NCBI's taxonomy places the organism in Eukaryota, Metazoa, Chordata, Actinopteri, Syngnathiformes, Syngnathidae. The coding region runs from base 582 to 3230 and encodes 882 amino acids.
GCAGCAGACGCUCAAUAUCGCUCUCAUUGUGUGGAAUGCAGAAGCAGGACCAGGAGCAUAGGCUCCAGUUAUGCUUCAGCUCGGGGAAGAUAAAUCUCUGUGUGCCGCUUCUUGCUGAUUUCCUCCCCAAGAGUUCAUUUUUAUUCCCCUUCUUUGUUUUUCAAGACGGUAAAGGACAUCUAGUCCUGCACAGGUUUUUUCUCCUGGGACUUUAAAAGAUGGCUUUUAUAGACUAAAAUGACAUGCUUUUUUUGGUUUUGAGAUGAGGAGAGAGAGGGAGCGUAUGGCCGUGUCACCCCGUGAAUAUUUGCUGCAGCUGCUGGUGAGCUGCUCGCCAAGGAGCCACUGAAUAUGUGGUCACUCUGAGCUGAACGGGGAGGCAGUGAAUGGAUUUUCUUACGAUGAUUCUCUGCUUCUGACAAUGUUCCAAAUCCAUGUUCCGCACCGGAUCCCGUUCAUUAACAGGAUUGUCCUUUUUUAUGCUGAGGGAUUUUGGAAUUGUUUUUGCUCCCGAAGUGGAGGCUCACAGUGCAUACUUAAAUGACGGAUCCAUGUAUUAACAAGCACUUUUGGCUGUAAAAAUGCUGAGCGGUGUCCUCUUUCUGAGCGUCCUCACGGUCACCAGCCUGUCGCCAUCUGAGACGGAGAGCCGCAAAACUUCAGUCUCCAAAGAUAUCUGCAAGGUCCGGUGCGCCUGCGACGAGAGAGAGAACGUUUUGAAUAUUAACUGUGAGAAUAAAGGAUUUACCACUGUCAGCCAGUUCCAGGCACCCCCAAAUAAGAUCUCACAUCUUUUUCUAAAUGGGAACUUCCUGUCUCGUAUUAGUGCGAAUGAAUUUGUCAAUUAUGGCAAUGUCACCUCUCUGCAUCUAGGUAAUAAUGGAUUACAGGAGAUCAGAAACAACGCUUUUCAGGGUCUCCGCUUAUUGAAGAGGUUGCACUUGAACAACAACAACCUGGAGGGGAUAAAGGAGGACACAUUCGCAGGACUUGAGAGUAUGGAGUAUUUACAGGCAGAUUAUAAUUAUAUCAGCACCAUUGAACCGGGCGCUUUUAGUAAACUGAACAAGCUUAAAGUGUUGAUCCUCAAUGAUAACCUCCUGUUGUCUUUGCCUCCCAACAUUUUCCGCUUUGUGCUCCUUACCCAUUUGGAUUUACGUGGCAACAGGCUCAAGACUUUGCCCUUUGCAGGGGUAUUGGAGCACAUUGGCGGAAUCAUGGAGAUCCAGCUGGAAGAAAACCCAUGGAAUUGUACUUGUGAUCUGAUUCCUCUAAAGUCCUGGUUGGACACUAUUUCUGUCUUUGUGGGGGACAUAGUAUGUGAGACGCCAUUCAGGCUGCACGGUAAAGACAUCACCCAGCUCAUAAAGCAAGAUCUGUGCCCGCGCAGAAAUGCUGGUGAGCGUGCACAACCUGCCUCUGACUCUCACUUUCAUGGGGCGCUGCCUGCAACACACCUCCCUGGCAUGAUCGCCCCAACCCGCAUCCCUAAAGCAUCACGGCCACCUAAAAUGCGAUACAGACCCACUCCUCGCAUCACAAAGGACAAACAUGUCUUUGGGCCUAUCAUGGUUUACCAGACACGCUCCCCUGUGCCUAUUUUGUGUCCUAGUGUGUGUGUGUGCACAUCACAAAACCCAGACAGUGGUCUUAACAUCAACUGUCAAGAGCGGAAGUUGCAUAACAUAAGUGAGUUGAGCCCCAAGCCCUCCUACCCAAAGAAACUGUACCUGACCGGUAAUUACCUUCAAGUGAUCUACAAAACUGAUCUAACGGAGUACAGUCUUCUGGAACUGCUUCAUUUAGGAAAUAACAGGAUUGCAGUGAUUCAGGAUGGUGCAUUUGAGAAUCUGACAAAUCUGAGGCGUCUCUAUCUGAAUGGGAAUUACAUUGAGUCACUUUCACAAUCACUUUUUGCUGGCCUGCAAUCACUCCAGUAUCUCUAUUUGGAAUAUAAUGUAAUCAAAGACAUUUUACCACAGACAUUCAACGCUUUACAUAACCUUCAGCUGCUUUUCCUCAACAAUAAUCUGCUAAAAUCACUGCCUGACAAUGUUUUCGGGGGCACCAUGCUAACGAGACUCAAUUUACGGAAUAAUCAUUUCUCAUAUCUCCCAGUUAAGGGUGUACUUGACCAGUUAUCUGCAUUUAUCCAGAUUGACCUACAGGAGAACCCCUGGGACUGCACCUGUCAUAUUGUGGCACUCAAAAACUGGAUGGAGCUGUCCAGUACCAGUGUAGUGGUUAAUGAAAUCACUUGUGACUCACCCUCUAAGCAUGCGGGUCGCCUGCUGCGCUCACUGCGCAAUGAGGCCAUCUGUCCUGAGCCAAGCGAGGAGCCCCCGCCUCAAAAUGCCCCCCCAACCAAAGCCCCUACAUUAGUGAGUUCUAGCACUGAGUCACCAACACCUUCUUCUUCGUCUUCUUUCAGCUCAGUCAGCCCCACUGAAUCCCGAAUCCAAACCCCUGAGUUACAUCCAGAAGUCCCACUUUCAGUUCUAAUUCUAGGGCUUCUUAUUGUUUUCAUUCUGUCUGUCUGUUUUGGAGCAGGGCUCUUUGUUUUUGUUCUAAAACGACGCAAAGGGGUGGAACAUGUCCCAACAGGCUCUAACAAUAUAGAUCUUAACUCGUUCCAAGUGCAGUAUGGCUCCUACAAUCCUGAACCAACCCAAGAUAAAAAUUCUGAAACUCAUGUAUAUAACUACACCCCCCCACCUGUGGGUACAAUGUGCCAAAACCCAAUUUACAUACAGAAAGAUGGCGAGCAGGUGGCGUAUUACCGAAACCUAAAGGAGCUAAGCUUUGGGCCACUGAAUGCAAAGAAGGAUGAUAUUUUCACACGUACCCCAGGAGCUUAUACCAUCAGUGCAGUGGAUUUUAUGGAUAAAUCGCCAACAUCGCCUCCUGAGAUGUUAUAUCAAAAUAUAGGGGAGAGGCCCAACAAGGAGCUUCCCACAGCUGCUGGCACCUCUCCUUUCAGUUACAAUUUCUGCACUUUACCCAAAAGACCUUGCAUCGUGCCCCCUUACGAGGCUGCCACAGCCCCGCGACAUGUCACCAACCAGGACAGGUCGAACAAAACUGUGCUGUAUGGAACCCCUAGGAAAUGCUUUGGGGUGGAGCUCCCUUCCAAAAACAGUGAGCACCAAUUUCUUCUUCACGCAAAGCUAAAAACUGAACCGGACUAUCUGGAAGUUCUGGAGAAACAGACUGCUAUGAGCCAGCUGUAAGAUAAUGAUGAGCUAUUAUCGUCCCAACCUCCAGCCCCCUCUGCUCCCAAGGUUCUUUGCAGCAUUCAAAAUGACUAUAAAGUGUCAAACAGUAACUGUUGUAAUAGCUCACUAUAUUGCUAUCUUAUUUCUGUGUGAAGAUGAUUGACAGAAAAAACAAAUUUUUUUAUCUCUUACAUUUCUUCUAUUUUCUUUCCAAUAUGUAUACAAGGAUUAUGAGAAGUAUAUUAUAAUGCUGUUUUAUUUUUUUCUUCUUCCUAGAAAGUAUAAAUUAUUCCAUCUAUUUCCCAAAAGAAAAUCCCUAUAGCCAUGGAUGAUGGCAAGACUGUGUAUAAAUAUGACCAUGUGUGUUUCUUUGAUAAAAUUGAAUUUUAUUUUCUUGAGACAAAGAAAAAUAUGAAUUGAUGGGUGUUUGCAGAUGAGGGAAAGCUCCAGAAUGACAUUCCAGUAUAUACAUACAGUCCACAUAUAAAUGGUGAGUGUAAAACCAUCACAAAUAACCUCCUGAAAUGUACUGAGCAAACUCUUACUACAUUUACUCCAUGAAGUGCCUUUGCACUCAGUUGUUUUGUCAUUGAUGCUUUCUGCAGAUUGAUUUUUAUCUGGGAAUUGUAUUUUAAGGAAUCAAAUCGUUAUGUAAAUUAAAAAAUAUAUAUAUAUUUGUCAGUGGAAAAAAAAGCAAAGAUAAAUGUACUUGAAAAUGGGUGUGGCAUUCUAGCACUUUUGAUGGAAAGAAAUGUGUUUUGCUUUCAGUAUUGUCUUUGGCAAUGUACAACUUUGAAAGAAACAUUGUGUGCUAUAAGGGAGCAUCAUAGAGCGGUACAGUUGCACCAUUAAAUUUUCACUGAGGCACUUUGUCAAGA